Molecule: messenger RNA, 1128 nt
Organism: Clarias gariepinus (North African catfish)
Lineage: Eukaryota; Metazoa; Chordata; Actinopteri; Siluriformes; Clariidae
Gene: hax1
Product: HCLS1 associated protein X-1
Exons: 7
Coding region: 51-908 (285 amino acids)
Biological process (GO): negative regulation of apoptotic process; regulation of actin filament polymerization
Cellular component (GO): sarcoplasmic reticulum; clathrin-coated vesicle; actin cytoskeleton
Source: RefSeq, a predicted model, not a curated record
UGUGACGUGACUCGGCAUUUUCUCACUUGCUGUCACUUUUCUCGUAAUAAAUGAGUGUUUUUGAGCUUUUCCGCGGAUUUUUUAUGGAGCCAGGAGGCAACAACCGUGGUGGUAAGCCGAGGGAGCCUUUCUUUGAUGGGCUGAUCCAUCAUGAUGAUGAUGAUGAUGAAGGGGAGGACGGAUUUCAUCACGAGUUCUUGGACAGGUUCGAUGAUGUGUUCAGAUUUGGAUUCAGUCUCGGGCCAAAUGGAAUGCGCAUCCAGGAGCCGCAGGUGUUUGGCCAAAUACUCCAGGAUAUGGAGGACAUAUUUGCCGGCCUAGGCCGCUUCGGUCGUGAUUUGCCCAGUAUCGAGGCUCCACCGCAGGAGAAACCAGACGACAAGAGAAAAGGAGGAACCGGGAACCCUCUCAGAGAUUUCAUGUUGAAGAACCCAGACGAUCCUGCUCGUAAUUUGCCCUCUGUAGCACCUAGAGAUGUGAAUCCUUCCUCCCCUGGUGGCUCAGGUGUACCCAGGAGCCCUUUCUCUGACUGGACACCAUUCUCCAGGUUUAAGGACACGUGGAGUGAGCGAACAAGACCACGCGAGGAAGAAAGGAAGGAGGAUGGAGAUCUAGAUUCUCAGGUGUUUUCAGGAGGACUGGACCAGAUCUUAACGCCGACUCCCUCACAGCCAAGUAUGCGCUCCUUCUUCAAGUCUGUAACUGUUACCAAAGUGGUUAAACCUGAUGGGACAGUAGAAGAGAGACGUACAGUCAGAGAUGGCCAGGGUAAUGAAGAGACCACGGUGAUCCGCUCAGGAGGUCCUGGUGCUCAGGAAGGUCCACGAGAUGAAGCUGCUUCUCUCACACCAGGUGAGACCGGCCAGUCCUCCAUGUUCUCCAGGUUUUUUGGUCGCUUCGGAAGGUGAAAACAAACAGGACUGGAGGACUUCUGAGGAUGAGAGAGAGAGAGAGACAUAAGAACAGACCAGAAGAGGAUUAAAGGCUGUGACAAACUACUGACUGCUGAUUAUUCAUCUGUAAAAUAUAUUUCUCAAACAUUGUUCAGUGUAAAAGUGUGUGUGUGUGUGUGUGUGUGUGUAUAGGUGUUAAGAUUUCCAGAAUGUAAAUAAAAGAUAUUAUAUUUUA